Molecule: messenger RNA, 4141 nt
Organism: Lepisosteus oculatus (spotted gar)
Lineage: Eukaryota; Metazoa; Chordata; Actinopteri; Semionotiformes; Lepisosteidae
Gene: lmnb1
Product: lamin B1
Biological process (GO): nuclear envelope organization; heterochromatin formation; nuclear pore localization
Cellular component (GO): nuclear envelope; nuclear lamina
Molecular function (GO): structural constituent of cytoskeleton
Source: RefSeq, a predicted model, not a curated record
ACCCUUUCUUUCAUUCGGUUGGGAGACAAAGUGAAGGGAGGCGGUUUGUAGGGUUUUUUUUGGUCAAUUCCUAGCUUGCUUUUCCCUUUUUGCUUUGCUUGCGCUUUUUUUCUUUUUUAUUGGCUUCAUUAUACCCCUUUUGUAUUUAUAAUAUUUUUUUAAAGAAGGGAAUCACGAUAAAUAUAUGAUUUCUGCUCCUUGAUUUUAUAAAUAGCUUGGCUUUGUGGGAAAAUCUACAUAUUGUUUUUUUUUUUUGUACUUUUAGGGAUUUUGUCCUGCAUAGGUUUUUUUUCGGCCUGCUUUGUUUCGCAAUUUGGUCUCCUACAUUUGCUUCUUUUGUUACAAUGGCGACAGCAACUUCAACCCCGGCUGGGCAAAGAAUAAGCACUCGUUCCAGCGCUGCUAGCACCCCGUUGAGCCCCACAAGGAUAACCAGGUUGCGGGAGAAAGAAGAACUGAGAAACCUGAACGACCGUCUGGCCAUUUAUAUCGAAAAGGUGCGGAGUCUGGAAUCGGAAAACAGCGUUCUUCAGCUGCAAAUUUCCGAGAAAGAAGAGGUGCGGAGCCGGGAGAUCACUGGCUUGAAGUCUCUGUACGAAACCGAGCUAGCAGACACCAGGAAAUCUCUGGAUGACACAGCCAGGGAAAGAGCCAGGCUGCAGAUUGAGCUGGGCAAGAUCAAAACGGAGCAUGAACAGCUACUCCAGAACUAUGCAAAGAAAGAAGCUGACCUUAUUGGAACUCAAGCCAAGCUGAAGGAACUAGAAGCGGCUUUUAACACCAAGGAGGCAGUGCUGGCCACUGCUCUGUUAGACAAGAAAUCCCUAGAGGCAACCUUGGCUGACUUGCAGGACCAGAUUUCGGAGCUGAGUCAGGACUUGGUUUCAGCCAAGAAGCAGCUUGAAGAUGAGACCCUGCUCAGAGUUGACCUGCAGAACCGCUAUCAGAGUCUUGGCGAGGAUUUUGAGUUCCGCAAGAAUGUGUAUGAUGAGGAGAUGAAGGACUUCCGCCGCAGACAUGAGACGCGGACGGUGGAGGUGGACUCCGGCAAGCAGAAUGAGUACGAGUUCAAGCUGGCGCAGGCUCUCGCUGAAAUGAGGCAGCAGCAUGAUGAGCAAGUGAAGCUUUACAAGGAGCAGAUGGAGCAAACUUACCAGGCCAAGCUGGAGAACACCAGGCUGUCUUCGGAGAUGAACAGCUCUUCAGCUAGCAUGGCUCAUGAAGAACUCAAGGAGACACGCUUGCGUGUGGAAAGCCUGUCUGCUCAGCUUGCCAGCCUGCAGAAGGAGACCCGUGGGUGGCAGGACAGGAUCGAUGAGCUGGAGGCAGCACUUGCCCAUGAGAAGGACAACAGCCGCAGGGUCCUGGGUGAGAGAGAGCGCGAGAUUGCGGACAUCAGGGAGAAGAUGCAACAGCAGCUGGAUGAUUACGAGCAGCUCCUGGAUGUAAAGCUGGCCCUGGACAUGGAGAUCAAUGCCUAUAGGAAGUUGCUGGAGGGAGAGGAGGAGAGGCUGAAGCUGUCUCCAAGCCCCUCCUCUCGCGUGACGGUCUCACGGGCCUCCUCCAGCCGCAGUGUGCGCACCACCCGCGGCAAGAGGAAGCGCGUGGACGUGGAGGAGUCCGAGGCCAGCAGCAGUGUCCGCAUCGCACACUCGGCCUCCGCCACCGGCAACGUCUGCAUCGAUGAGCUGGAUGUGGAUGGCAAGUUCAUCUGCUUGCACAACACCUCCGAACAGGACCAGCCAAUGGGAGGCAUGGAACUGACGAGAACAAUUGGUGAAACGUCGGCCACCUUUAAGUUUAACGCCAAGUUUAUUUUAAGAGCAACCCAGAAAGUAACAAUCUGGGCCAAUAAUGCUGGAGUGAGUGCCAGCUAUCCUACUGAUCUCAUCUGGAAGAACCAGAGUUCCUGGGGCACUGGUGAGGAUGUGAAAGUUGUACUGAAGAACUCUCAGGGAGAGGAGGUCGCUUACAGAACUACUGUUUUCAAGACCAGUGUGUUGGAUGAGCAGGAGAAUGAGGAGGAAGAGGAAGGGAUUGAAGUCGGCGAAGAAGACCUCUUUCACCAACAGGGAGAUCCACGAGCCUCCAACAGGAGCUGUUUGAUUAUGUAAACUUCUACACAACAUUUCUGUAUCAAAUCUAUUUUUUCUGCUGCCAACAGACCUUCAACAGAAGAAAACUAUUUUUGUAUCUUAGUUUUUAAUAGACCCUUUUUAAUUUUAUUUACAGUUCAAUAUAUGGGAGUGUUGGUAAGCCAUCUGGUACAUUCUUUUCUGUUUAAUGUGAAUCUUGUUAAAUGUCACAACUGGACAUUUGUAAAAGCAAGAACCUUUUUUUAAAAAAAUGAUGAAUACUAUUUUUGUAGACUAGUCAAAUUGUACCUGAGGUCUGUGAUGACUAGGCAGCUUGCAGAAUACAAACAAGUCACUCUUUGUCAAGGUGCUGUGAAAACAAUUUCAUUUACUUUUUUUACUGUAUAUUGUGAUUUUUUUAAAAAUAUUUUAAAGGCUCUUCCUUACUGAAAAUGUCUGGGGAAGAUGGUUAUUAAAACUGGUUUUAGUGUGGUAUUUCAGCAGUCAGAUGUUAGAUAAGCAGUUGCUUUUUUGGAAUGUAGAUAUUAGGCAUUUACUUGUGAAUCAAACUAUUUAAAAUUUGAAGUCUUUGUUUUCAUAGAAUUAAUAAAAGGGUUUUCUUCCUGGUAAGAGUCAUUUGAUUUGAUUUCAUGGAAUGCCUUUCGAACUAUACCAUUAUAACAAGUUAGUUUGAGGUAUUCAGAAUUUGGAAGAUAGAUCAUGUCCUCAUGUGGUGUUUGUCAGUCUGAAGAUUCUGUGCAAGACCACAAGAGGUCAGAGUGGAUAUGGGAGUUCAGUCACAAUGAUUAUGCAUGUGUGUCCAUGUGACCUGGACAGUUAAGUGCAAAUACUAAUCCUAGACCAACAGUGUGUGCCACAUUGGGCAAAGGGCAGAAAUCAACAGAUAACUUUGCAUCUGCUUAUGUAAUAGCUGACAACAGCUCAGUGUCAGAUUAAUUUAGUAAUUUACUCUUGUAUUUUUGAUCCAAUGUCAAUUGACAUCUUUUGGUUACCUAUUAAAAUAAAGCAAUUCUUAGCAAUUAACUGGUGAAUUAGAUGAUGUCUUUAUCUUGGGCAACUUCUUACUGACAUGAAUUACUGAAAUGUAGAACCAUUUAAGAAAACGUUUAUUCCAUGAAAAGAGAAGAAAAGAAAUGCGUUUCGGCUGUGGAGCCUUCUUUGAGGUGUGUGUUCACACCCCUUGACUCCUUGUGGUCUUGUAUCUUUGGGCGUUCACAGCCGAAAUGUUUUUCUUUUCACCAUAUAAUAAAUAUUUUCUUAAACGGUUCUACUGUACAUGUCAGUAAUUCAUUUGUGUGCACAUUGCCUUAGAUAGACAUCUGAAUCACUAGUUGAUUGCUAAGAAUUUACUUGUUCCUUUGUAGCCUACGCAUGCUGAUGCAACUACAGUACCUACUUCAGCCAUUUAAGAAAAUUUCCUAAUGCAACAGUUCAGUAUAUAAUUGAAAAACAUUUCAAGCUACAUUGCAGAAACUGGAAGGAAAUUGCCUCAGUUUUAGUGGACACCUUGAUGAACGGCAAUAAAUAAUGCUUUCUUUUACUGAAUGGAAGUAUUAGAGAGUGUAAUUCUAAACCACCAUGAGAGCAGGUAUUUGGGCCCAGUUUCAAGAAUAGUGACAUGCUUUUGAUUUGCUGUCUGGUUUCUGUACAUAGCCCUUAUUCAACAAUUCUACCUGUCUAAUCAUCCCAUUUAUACAGUAAGGCAUAGAUGAGGAAAAAUUAAGUUCUGAACUUUAAGCAGUAUUCCUAUGCAUUUUGUGUACAAGGGAUAUAUAUAUAAUUGUUGCACUUCAGGAAUGAAGAGAUGUGUUAAGGUACAAAACAUUUAGGUUCCUGUUCUUUACAAAAACUGGCUUAAAGUUGCUAUACGUCAAUGUAAGCUUCUCCCAGUAUAUCCUGUUUUUAACUGAUGCUCCUGCAUUUGUUUGAAAAGCGCUAUCCCUUGUACCACCUUCUGGCAGUUAACUAAAAUAGCAGUGGAUUUAACCAAGGGUUAAACAAAUCAAUGGCAACUGAAUACAAUGAUAAAAUAUUUUGGUAGUGUG